GUUACAAACAGUGGCCAAUCGCGUGUGAGGCAGAGCUUUGUGGUCCGGAUUCUUCCUCCAUAGCCACACGUGAUGCGCUAGAUCUGACUGCAGGCGGAGUGUUUCUUCAGUGGUCGGGGACUAUGGAGCUGAAGAUACGGUUAUGUGUGGUGCUGCUCUCUCUGGGUCUAGCCCUCACGGGUUACGUAAGGGCAAAGGAAAAGCCUGAUGACAUGGAGAUGGAUGUUGAGAAUGCUGUAGAUGAUGUGCAGGAAGAUGAUGAGGAACAGAAGCCCCCUCCAUCCCUGUCAGCACCCACCGUGACAUACAAAGCUCCAGAGCCAAUGGGCGAGCACUACUUUGCGCAGUCUUUUGAUAAAGGAACACUUCAGGGAUGGGUUUUAUCCCAGGCCAAGAAGGAUGGUAUUGAUGAGGAAAUUGCAAAGUAUGAUGGUAAUUGGGAAGUUGAAGAGAUGCAGGACACCAAACUACCGGGUGAUAAAGGUCUGGUUUUAAAGUCUAGAGCCAAACAUCACGCCAUUUCUGGUCUUCUGCUGAGACCCUUCGUCUUUGAAACCAAAUCUCUCAUAGUCCAGUAUGAGGUGAACUUUCAGACAGGCAUUGACUGUGGUGGUGCUUAUGUUAAACUGCUGUCUCAAACAGAUGACCUCAACCUGGAGCAGUUUGUGGAUAAGACUCCAUACACCAUCAUGUUUGGGCCUGAUAAGUGUGGUGAGGAUUACAAACUACACUUCAUCUUUAGACACAAGAACCCCAAAACAGGCGAGCUUGAGGAGAAACAUGCCAAGAAGCCUGAUGCAGACCUGCGCACAUACUACACCGACAAGAAGACUCACCUCUACACACUGGUGCUCAACCCUGACAAUACCUUCGAGAUUAUGAUUGAUCAGGCUGUGGUAAACAGCGGUAAUCUGUUAAAUGACAUGACUCCCCCCGUAAACCCCCCUGCUGAGAUUGAGGAUCCCGAUGACCACAAGCCAGAGGACUGGGACGAAAGACCCAAGAUCCAGGACCCAGAUGCUGUCAAACCUGAGGACUGGGAUGAAGAUGCUCCUGCUAAAAUCCCUGAUGAAGAUGCUGUUAAGCCUGAUGGCUGGCUGGAUGACGAACCUGAAUACAUUGGUGACCCUGACGCCAUCAAACCAGAAGACUGGGAUGAAGAUAUGGAUGGUGAGUGGGAGGCUCCCCAGAUUCCAAACCCUGCCUGUGAGUCCGCCAGUGGUUGUGGCACAUGGCAGAGACCAAUGAUUGACAACCCCAACUACAAGGGCAAGUGGAAGCCACCCAUGAUUGAUAACCCCAACUAUCAGGGAGUGUGGAAGCCCAGGAAGAUUCCUAACCCAGACUUCUUUGAGGACCUGCACCCAUUCCGUAUGACUUCAUUCAGUGCAGUGGGUCUGGAGCUCUGGUCCAUGUCCUCGGAUAUCUUCUUUGACAACUUCUUUAUCACCUCUGACCGCAGUGUGGCUGAUCGGUGGGCUGCCGAUGGCUGGAGUUUGAAGAAAGCAGCUGAGGGAGCUGCUGAGCCUGGUUUGGUAAGUCAGAUGAUAUCAGCUGCUGAAGAGAGACCUUGGCUCUGGAUUGUCUAUGUUCUGACCGUGGCUCUGCCUCUGGUGCUCUUCAUUGUCUUCUGUUGCACUGGAAAGAAGAGCUCGGCAUCCGCAGCCGCUGAGUACAAGAAGACAGAUACUGCUCAGCCAGACAUAAAGGAUGAUGCUGAGGAGGAAGAGAAACCUGAGGAAGAGGAGGCCAAGGAUGAAGAACAAGAAGAGAAGAAGAGUGAUGAAGAUUCUACAGGAGAAGAGUCUGCAGAGAACCGACAAAAAGAGCAGCAUAAAUCUAAUGAGAAAUCAGAAGAUGACAUUCUGAGAAGGUCUCCCAGAAACCGAAAACCGAGAAAGGACUGAUAGACUUCCUGAAUCUCCUCAACCGUAUCCCAACUCCCCUCUCCUCCCUUUCCUGUUCUUCAUCACUGAAUGUGGUAGCAGUCAGAGAGAAACGAUGCAGUCCACCGUGCAACCAACAGCGAAAUGGACUCCUCAAUCAAGCUUGAGGAUGUUGAUGGCUGCCACCGUGGUGAUGAUAAUGAUUGAAUAGCCUAGAAACUUUUUCCAUGUCUCCAAAAGAAACUACUUUUUACCAUUCCCAGACUGUGAAUUUGACAUUAGUGUAAAGAUCUCAUAACCUUAUUUCAGCUGUACACACUUCCAGACAGUGUUCCUACGCCCUCACAUACAACAACACUGUUGCACACUAUGUUUUGUAUGGAUUACUGGCUUUUUCUGCAUUUUAGGCAAGAUGGUGUAGAUGCACAAAAGAAGCCAUAGAAGGUCAACUAUUGAUUUGAAUAAUUGAUUUGAUAUUCAUUAUAAAUUCAAAAGCUGGUAACUUAACAAAACAUGAAUCUUGUGGAGGAAUAUAUGGUGUCAUGGCAUAAACUGGGCAUAUGGCCCGACCUUAUACCCAGACACGCUCAGUAAGUAAUCCAGGGAGAAUGCCAGAUAGAUCUGUUGUGCACUGCCUUAUUUGAAGGAUAGAAGAUUUGCUAAUGUGUUUUCUGUGAAUGUACUGUGAGUUGUCUUUAUUGUUUUUUUGUUUUCUUGUUUUUUGUAAUUUGAAUGGGCUUGCUGAAUCGUGAAUUGCUGUAAUGUUUGUUUUUUGGUCUUAAACUGGUCCAAUAACAUAGACAUAAUGGGACUAAAACAUGUCAGAUCUUUUGUUUUUCAAGAUUUACCAGUGUAUGGGAGAAAGUUUGGAAGGACGCAAGGCCCAAGAUUUUAUUUACUGCCCAUUGUGACCUGAUAUUUUGAUGAGGUUCAAUACAUUUUCAUUGGUGCAUAAUAUAGUGGGGUUGCCUGAUAACUGGAGAAUAAUUCUGCUUUCUUUGACGUUUCUGCUUUUUCUGUGAUUUUGUAUCUAAUCUGGGCUAUGUUUGUAGCAGUAGCAGUUUCCUGUUUAUAGAACUAAUUACAUUCACACUAUGUGAGAGAGGACUAAGUGACAGUUCCAAUAUAUCAGCGUUAAUGACUAUAUAGCUUGGUCCCAUUUUAUGGCAAAAAAAUAAAUUAUAUUUUAGGACCACAAUGAUUUGUUUGAAUUUUGACAAUUUUUCCCCAGUUAUUCUGUGUGUUGAAUUCGAUUAGACUUAUCAUAAUUUAGCCAUUUAUUUACUGUAUCAUCAUGAUAUAUACAUACUCUAACCUUAUGCCAAAAAGACAUUUCAGACAUAAUGAAAAAUGUCUUAAUACAAAACAUCUUAAUGGUCCUGUAAUAGACUUAUUUUUGCACAAUAUAAUUUAUUUUGCUUUUGGGGUGAAAUAUGUCAUGGAUGUGUUCUUGACAAGUUCAAAUAGUACUGAAGAUUCUAUGAGAAAACAUGGAAAACAAGAUUUUAAAUAAUAUAAAUAAUUUCCUCAACCAUUUUACACUGACUCUGCCCCAAAAUGCUUAACCCUGAAGAAAAAGAAAGGCACUCUUAAGAGUCUUACCCUGAUCUCAAGAUAAUUAACAUAUCUAUGCUGUAUUGCUAGUUCUCCUAAAGUUAGCCUACAUAUUUUUUUACCCAAAAUGGCAAAUAAGCCUCAUCUACUUGUAUUCCAUCAAGCGAGGGACAAUGCCAUAACAUGAGCUCUGCCCUAAGACUGAUUAAAAGUUGACACUUUCAAAUGUAAUUAAGAAAAAAUCAAAACUAUAUCGGAUCAUACAGACCGAUAUCUGCUGUACAAAUACUUACUCUACUUUCCCUAAUCUCCAAACAUACAUGUAAUUUCUGUACAUCUGUUUUGAGCAGUUUUACUUAUUCUUCUCUGUUUUUCUUUGUUUCUUUUGAUCUCUUUUGCUAACUUUUGUUUCACAUAUGUAGGCGAUUAAUACCAUGAACUGAUAUAAAAAUGGAAAAAGAAAUGGAUUUGUGUCAUUGGGGACAUUGAGAUUAUUGGUCUGAGUGAUGAGUUUGCCUUUAAGAGGAAAGUUUUCAAAUAAAGCCAUUUUACUUUCAAACUAAAAUAAACUGAUUUAAUGAA
Molecule: messenger RNA, 4022 nt
Organism: Triplophysa rosa
Lineage: Eukaryota; Metazoa; Chordata; Actinopteri; Cypriniformes; Nemacheilidae
Gene: canx
Product: calnexin
Exons: 15
Coding region: 123-1907 (594 amino acids)
Biological process (GO): protein folding
Cellular component (GO): endoplasmic reticulum; endoplasmic reticulum membrane
Molecular function (GO): calcium ion binding
Source: RefSeq, a predicted model, not a curated record